Messenger RNA from Anisakis simplex (herring worm), 669 nucleotides. The record is from the annotation of a GenBank genome assembly. Lineage: Eukaryota; Metazoa; Nematoda; Chromadorea; Rhabditida; Anisakidae.
AUGUGCGAGCGUGCGCUCAUAGCGUGCGAGCGUAUCAUUGUAGGCGAGCGUGCUCGCGUGCGAUCCCCCCUCAAAGUAAAAAAAGUGCUGCUAAAGCAGAAGCAGAAGGCUGAAGACAGGCCGAAGCUGGGUCUUCUACCACUCUUCCUGAUCGUCGUACCGCUCGUAUGCGUCUACGCGCUAACGUUAACGCCGUUCCAAGCGGGUGCGUGGGCGUCACUGGCGCCCGUCAGCUUCAACUGGGAGCCGUGCGCCCACCCCUUCAUCACCAUCUACUUCGUCAGCCCGUUCCGCAGACGAUUCCGACAGUGCUUCCGGCUGGAUGCAUGCCGCCCACGGCACAUCACCGGCCGCAAUGAGGCUGCUGCUGCUGCUGCAACACACCAUCAGCAGCCGCGGCAUACGGUGCAUAUUCAACUUCCCACCGCCGCCGCGGGCAAUUCCCACUACCCGACCAUCGCCUAUCAAGAGCACCGUCAACUGCCCGGGCACUACCCUAUCGAGCCAUUGACCACCGCACCGCCAAUCAAACGUCAAAUAAGUUGCACACAAUUCGUAAACGUUGCACCAUCAGGGCUGAAAACACGUUCCGUCGAUGCGUCGGCAUCCAACGCUAUACAGCCGUCGUUGCGCAACGCCGCUUUAACCAAUACUACUAUGUGGUGUUGA